CCAAGAAAAUUAGUAGUAAAAUUCAAAGGGCGUGCUAGCCGUGACAGCCCAAUGACAUUUUUUUGGAAUUUUCUUCUUAUCCAAACAGGUACCAUACACCGAGAUCAUCUCGACCUCUUGUGGUUUUAAUUCUCACUAAUCCUCAACCCCACUCUGUCAUAUGUCUUCUUCUUCUUUUCUUGUCUCUUCCUCAAUUUCAAAUGUAGUUCCACUCUCUGAAAUUCAUUCCAUGCUCAACCAUUAAACAAAAAGGUAUGUGUCAUCAGCUUCAAUUCUCUGUAGGUAGACUCUGAUUGUGGUGUCUAAGCACAGGACAACGCAUAAUUUCUUGAAUUUGAAACUGUUCGCUUAUGAUUCAUGUUAUUGAAAUGGCUUUAUGUAAAGGAGUUCAAAAGUUGAUGUAGAUUUUCCCUCCAUUUUUUCAAAAUUUGAAUUCUCAGCUAAUCAGAGCCGUUUCUUUGGUUGUUGAUUAUUGAUAAUUGGUUUUGGCUGGGUUGGUUCGAUUAAUAUGGAGAGGUUUGCUCAGAGAGAAAACGUUUUACUGAGUUAUUGCCCUCAAAAACCUUUGAAAGACUCAGAUAUUGAUUUUCACGACGUCUUUGGCGGCCCACCGAGGCGGUUCUCGAUGCAGGAGAUGCGAUAUAGCUUCACUAAAAGCAUGAAUUCUACUGGAAACACAACUAGGGGAGAGGAUGAUAGGGUUUUGCCUCAAAAUCCGUGGUCUGGCCUGAAUGAAAUGCCAGUGUUUGGCGAGGAAACUGUGAAUCAUCGGCGAUACACGAGCGAUGACUUCUUUGAUGACAUUUUCAGGGUAGAUGAGUCUUUGAGUUCACCAAGAAGGUCUAAUCAAUACCCUUCUUGCUCGACCCCUGGUUCGCUGGUCUCGACCCCUUCCCAUUCUCUUCGUUCAAGAGCUGAUCCUUUUGGCAAUUCACUUCCUGCUCAAUUUCAAUUAAGCCUUCCUGCCAAAUUGACAAAAACAACGGAGUUUCCUGCAUUUGCUUCGAGCAAUCGCAGUUCAUACAGAGGCAAGGAUCCCGCUUCAAAUGGGAUAAAUUGUGUAUACACACCAAGCUCUCCUCUGUCUAGACAGUUAAGUGAAGCUUUCCAGGAAGAGGAUGAGUUGAGAAGUGAAAUUCAUCAAUCUUAUCGCCCAAGCCCUUUGUCCCAUGAAUUUUCUCUUAGCAACAAGGAGCCACCAUGCAUAACCAAAUCUGGUGAAUUGGAGUCAAUGGAUAGAGGCAACUUGAAAAAGGAUUUGAAAAACACAGAAGCUCCAAGCAAUAGCAGCCGGUUUCACUUCUCUAUAUACAAAUGGGCAAGCAAAGCGGUACCAAUGCAUCUUAGGUUAGGUAACAGUCCAAAAUCAAAAGCAAGGGUUAAAACUAAGAGAUGUUCAAGCUCUAAUGGAAGGAUUGAACGUGACACUAUAACUAGUAAUGGUUUGGAAGCAGCAAAUGGGCAUGAUUCUGAUCUUCACUUUCUCAACUAUAGUGUAUCAGCAAAUAAUGAGUCCCCUUACACUGAAGGCAGGAAGCAAGAUAGAGACUCACUUCUUGAAACAAGUACUGAAGACAGAGUCGAACCUUGCCAUAUUGUUGAGGACACGGUUCUUUCCAUGCCACGAUCAAUUUCUGUCAACAAGAUUCCAAAUACCGUCAAAACUGUAGCUGGUGAUGCCAUCUUGAGUGAUAAAAGAGAAGAAAUAAAAUCUCAUUCUGUGUCUGAAACAGGUGUUGAAAUUACAGAAAAGGGGAUUGCUACAAGUAUGCAAGGAGCUCAGAAACCUGAGUUGAAUCAUCUGCGUUCUCCGCUCUAUGAUACAGAUGUGGGACAAGCAGGUAAUGAUGAGUUAAUUAGAAAGUCUGAAGGGAAAGAUAGCAUGGUGAAAAACAUGACAGUAUCUGAAUCAAAUGCUGAUGUCAGUAAAAAUUUAAAGGAAUGUGAUGACAAAAGAAUUAAUUCAAAUAGAGAAGAAGUGGUUCAAGAGAAUGAACUUCACUCGCAAGAUUCAAGCAGAACAUCUGGAGACAAUCUUGGGAGAAAUGGAGCUGAGGGAAAGGUCAAAGAAUUUGUUAAGAUUUUCAACCAAGAAGCUACUUCACAACCCAAAAGUGAUAUCAAAACCAGAAGCCAGAGCUCUCGAUGGAGAAGCACAAGCAGUUUUGGAGCAGACAAUGAAGGAAGUGCUAACAUAACCCAAAAAAAUGGAAAAAAUCAUUUUCAUAGCGUGAACAAGACAAAAACACCACCGAAUGCUUCCUUCAAGGUAGACAAAAAUUUUGAGGAGUUAGAGCAACAACAGCCCCACUCAAAGACCAGAGUCAUUAGUGUGAGUGAAAUUUCAGUUGGUCAGAAAGAUGCCUCAGCAUCAAGUUCUGAGUCACGUCCUGAUGGUUCUAAGGUUGCAGUUGGAAAUAUAGAUGACCUCUUCCAAGAGGACUUUGUGAUAAAAGAAUUAUCUCAUGACCAAUACAAGCUGUUACAGACUGAGGAAGGUUACGACGAUAUCCAAAUUUCAGAUGCUAAAAUUCAGCAAUGGUCAAAUGGGAAGGAAGGCAACAUUCGCUCAUUGCUGUCUACUUUACAAUAUGUUCUUUGGCCUGGGAGUGGUUGGAAGCCUGUGCCGCUUGUUGAUAUAAUUGAAGGAAGUGCAGUGAAGAGAGUAUAUCAGAAAACAUUACUCUGUCUGCACCCAGAUAAGCUACAGCAAAAGGGUGCUGCUUCACAACAAAAAUAUAUUGCAGAGAAAGUUUUUGAUAUUUUGCAGGAUUCAUGGGAUAAUUUCAAUUCACUUGGUGCGAUAUGACUUACCUGUAGAAUUCUCUGAUGGCAAUAGGACACUUGUGGAGGACAACGAUCGUGUGUGCUAUUUUUGGCAAGUCUAUAUGCAUGUAAAUGUAAAUAUCAUUUUGACAUUUUAUAUAGAUUAUAUGCAUGGUUUCUUGUAUAGGACAUUUACAUACAUCAUGUUGUGCUUACUAGAAAAGUUGAGUGAGAAAAACUUUUCUACCAUACUUCUUGUUAUGCUCUUUGGUCACAAUGAAAUGAACUGAAGUUGAUGCACUUUCAAAAAUAAGUAAAUAAAUAGGUUGUUUUAA
This is a messenger RNA of Camellia sinensis, 3101 nucleotides long. RefSeq names its product J domain-containing protein required for chloroplast accumulation response 1. Lineage: Eukaryota; Viridiplantae; Streptophyta; Magnoliopsida; Ericales; Theaceae. Gene Ontology annotation, biological process: clathrin coat disassembly; clathrin-dependent endocytosis. Gene Ontology annotation, cellular component: vesicle; intracellular membrane-bounded organelle; cytoplasm. The record is from RefSeq and is a predicted model, not a curated record. Gene Ontology annotation, molecular function: clathrin binding.